AUGACAGAAGUGGAGCCAGUCCUUGAUUUUGCAUCUUCUACAAGGACGGGUCGUAGGAACGCUCUUCCUGACAUCUUAGGUUCACCAGCAGGAGUAACACCGUCUGAUCUCCCUCUCAAAUUAGCUGAAAUGUCUCUAAAUACAGGCAAGCUAAUAUUAUGA
Staurois parvus is the source of this 162-nucleotide messenger RNA. Lineage: Eukaryota; Metazoa; Chordata; Amphibia; Anura; Ranidae. The record is from the annotation of a GenBank genome assembly.